AUAGAUAUUUCAUAUCGAGUGUUCGUUUCUACGCGGUUGAUUCUUAGUUUCCGUACUUAACAAAAAGAAAAAAGUUUGAUAAUGUAAAUAUUCCCAUGAUAAAUUGUUUAUACGUGACUAUCUCUCAUCGAGUUGGAAGACUUCCGGCAAAUGGAGCACUUUGCGGAAAUCCUUGAGAGCUUACGGUGGUUACGCGGUUGACACUGAUGCUACUUCACAAGAAGAGAAAGGAAAUGAAGAAUUUCAAAGAUCUUUCACGCUCCAUUGAAUCCAAAUCUAUACGAUACAGUAACAUUUAUUCGGAUUCUGAAAACGAGUCUAGUAAUUUGGUACAACUUGCUAAGAACAAUAAAAAUGAAACCGCACGUAAACCUCCAUCAACAACUGCGCAAUAUGAUGUAGUUCAAAAACAUUAUCCCUAUGCCACAAACGCGAUCAUUAACACUUUUAUUAAAGAAUGGCUACGUCGCGCGCCUGAGAAAUGCGGCAAAGAUGUAGAAGUAGCAGCAGCUGCACCUGAAAUUACAAAUGUCGAUGAUGCAAAUACUAAUAAUUAA
Messenger RNA from Mycetomoellerius zeteki, 557 nucleotides. RefSeq lists its product as uncharacterized. The record is from RefSeq and is a predicted model, not a curated record. NCBI's taxonomy places the organism in Eukaryota, Metazoa, Arthropoda, Insecta, Hymenoptera, Formicidae. The coding region runs from base 207 to 557 and encodes 116 amino acids. The transcript has 3 exons.